This is a messenger RNA of Limanda limanda (common dab), 1934 nucleotides long. RefSeq names its product TruB pseudouridine (psi) synthase family member 2 (gene trub2). Gene Ontology annotation, biological process: pseudouridine synthesis; RNA processing. Gene Ontology annotation, molecular function: pseudouridine synthase activity; RNA binding. Lineage: Eukaryota; Metazoa; Chordata; Actinopteri; Pleuronectiformes; Pleuronectidae. The record is from RefSeq and is a predicted model, not a curated record.
AAAAAAUCGUGUGUGGGAGUGAAGAGUGUUGACAUCGUGACGACCUGAUGGUAUCAACACGAUGGCGACUGCAUCUGUUCGCAUGUUCCGCAGGUUGGAGGGUUUGUUCUGUGUCUACAAACCUUCCGGUGUUCACUGGAAACUCGUCCGGGACAACAUCGAGACAAGUCUUCUUAAAGGUUUAAACUCUGUUCCCCAGAGGCCUUGUCCUCAGGAGGUUCGAUUCCUGGCUCAGCCGGGCGGUGACAGCGAGACAGCCAGAGGACUCACCCUGUCUGCAGCCUCUGUCCCUGCUCUGUCCAACCACCCUCUGGUCACUGGACCUGAGUUCCAGCGUGUUGGAGUGGGAGUCGGACAUCGCCUGGAUGCCUCCUCCUCUGGAGUUUUAGUUCUUGCAGUUGGGAAUGGAAACAAGGUCCUGAACGAUCUCUACAACACACGAAUCACAAGGGAUUACACCGUGGAGGGGGCGUUUGGGAGUGCCACAGAGGAUUUCUCUGACACGGGUCGUGUUGUGGAAAGAACCACUUAUGAUCACAUCACAUUGGAUAAGCUGAACAGAGUUCUGGCAAUGCUUCAGGGAGUCAAUCAAAAGACCUUGUUAAUGUAUUCCAACGUGGACAUGCGCUCACAGGAGGCCUAUGAGAUGGCUGUGCAAGGUCUACUGGGUCCGGAGGGCAAAUCGGUGCCUAUCGUGACGGGCCUGCGCUGCAUUCACUUCCAGCCUCCCAACUUCACAUUAGAGGUGCAGUGCCUCAACGAAACACAGAGAUAUUUGCGCAAAGUUGUGCACGAGAUCGGCCUGGAGCUGCGCAGCACGGCAGCGUGCACGGGAGUGAGACGGACCAGGGACGGGCCGUUCACGCUGCAGGACGCUCUGACGUGUCACCGCUGGACACCCGCUGGCGUGGAGCAGGCCAUCCAACAGUACCGCUCCAGUAAGAAAACAAAGACGCUCCCAGUCCCAGAUCAAGAAUCCAGGAUUACAACCAGUGGAGGAGACUGUGAUAGAGUCGUCCACAUGAAACCAACGAGGAAGCAGCGGCAGCAGGUAGAAGGACGAGACUUGAUGCUGGCGACUCUACGAGCACGGAGGCUGCUUCACUUUGACUUCAUCUCAGUCGGGAAAACAGAGAUUUCAAAGACCAGAUAUUCUGGUUUCUAAACGAGACACUUGAUAAUAAUUGACAUUCAUGCAUUUUUUUUUAAAUGCAAGAAUCGCUCCAGCUUUAGAGACCUGUGCUGUUAAUCUUGUUUUAAUCACCGUGCAGGUCAUUUGGACAGGUUUACCAAAUCUUCAUCUUUAAGUGGUUUAUUAUAUUAUUUUAUCUUGAAAUAAACUGAAAAGAAAUUUGCCUUAACUUUUGAAUAUUUAUUUUUGCUGCCCUGUUAUGGUUAGCACUUGUGUGUGUACAGACCAUAGAGCAGUUGUUUUUUAAAAGGGGGUUGGAGCCAUAAUUCCCCUGCGUUCUUUAUACAAAUACUCCCCCUGGUGGUGAAAGGUCAAACUUACCCGUAUUGCAAUAUUAAAUGUGUUACACCACUCAUCGCUAAGAACCAGUUAUUCAGAAGAUCAGUUGUUGAAAAGCGUUAGAAAUAAAAAAGAGCCUGAAAUCAAAUUACAUUACAUGUUCUAAUCUUGGUUUUGAUCUGGUUCCAACUCUCAGUUUGUCUUUUUAUGUUUGAACAAAGUGUUAAAGUGUCAAAUUCAUUAAUUCAAGUCAUCCUAUGUGUUUGCUCAUAUAAAGACAGAUUAGAUAAUCCCUAGUGACUGCAGGGUUUCCUCAGACCAUGGACUUCCUUGAAAGUUUGUUAAUUUGAUAUAAAAAAAAAAUUAAACAAUACCUUGAAAACCGGCAUAAAGAGACACGGGUAAAUAAAAGUGCUUGAAUUUAUGUAUUUUGUUCGAAAUAAAAAUGGAAGUCAAUCUGAAA